Molecule: messenger RNA, 2754 nt
Organism: Lethenteron reissneri (Far Eastern brook lamprey)
Lineage: Eukaryota; Metazoa; Chordata; Hyperoartia; Petromyzontiformes; Petromyzontidae
Product: inositol 1,4,5-trisphosphate receptor-interacting protein-like
Source: RefSeq, a predicted model, not a curated record
CUGACCGCCUUUCCGAGAAACUACGUUGCCCCCCUUCGGGUGACGCGAAUAUAAAUAAAGCCGGUAACAGCGCUGCUCCGCGUUCAGCCUCGCCCAGCUGAACCAGAGGGCAUCGUUGAUGCUGAUAACAGGAAGAUAUUUAUUCCAAGUUCCUGUGUGUGGAUACACGCCACCGCGUUCGUACCUGAAAAAAAAUCCACGCGACCACGGAGAGAAAGACAUCGCAAACUCCAAACACACAGCGGACUUCAGGGACGAGAUCGAACCCACGACCUACUGCAUACCAGGCGAGUGAACUACUCCGACAAUGGCGUCUGGCACCGAUCAUCUGGACGAACUUAAUAGAUUCUACAAAAAGAAAGUUGAAUUCCCACCUAAACAGCUCGAAGGCCACAUCAACACUGCUAAUCGAGAGGUGAGGAAACUCCUGCAAGAGAUGAGAAAACUUCAACAGCCAGGCUUGGAACCCGUCAUUGCAGAUGAAUUCAUUCCCACCGGCAGCUCUUACGAAGGACUCAAAGUUCGGGGAGAUAUGGAGCUGGAUUUUAUGAUUCCUCUCUUUCACCCUGAAUUCAACUUUGUCCCGAUCUCACAUGCCAGUGUACCAGGUGGCUAUCGCCAAUUAAAAGUCGAGCGACACAAACAAUUGCAAAGGCCCGAGAAAGUAUCAACACCACCAAGUCAAUUUGAAAAUAAAUUCACCGAAGGCGGAUACCUGAUCCCAUCAAAGGUAUAUCAUUGGUUUCAGUCAUUAGUAGACCAAGCAAUGAACAACAUACGAGAUCUGGUUAGAUUUGAUGUGAAGUUUACAGGCUACCAACCAGCCCGUACGCUCGUCAUAACUCUCAGCCCUGGCAAUGAAAUCUGCGUGGACCUGGUUCUUGCGGUCUACAUUGGGGAUGGUCUCUACGUGGUGGCCAAGCCUUUGAAGAUUGUCCCAGAACAGCUUCUCUGGAGGCUGUCGUUCUCGGUCUUCGAGAAAGACAUCCUGAAUCAGCUUCCGAGCUCUUCCUGCCACCUGAAGACCCUGAAGAUCCUCAAGUACCUGCGGGAGCACGACACUCGGCUGGAGGAGACGUCGCAGUUCGCGAGUGGAAUCUGCUCGUACCACCUGAAGACGGCCUUCCUCCACCUGCUCACGCACACGAACCCAACCCAGUGGGAAGACACCGCAACGAACCUGAAUGCCCGCCUUGACGAGCUCAUGGAUCUCCUGAUUCAGAGCAUGGGGAAAGGGGAGCUCAACCACUUCUUCCUGGGAAAUAAAUCGAGCCUGGCAAAGAAGGUGGGUGCGCGGAGCAUGAAGAGUGAGGGUGUUUUCAAUCUCUUUGACCCGAAAUUUAUUAAUGAAACCACCCUCAAUCAGGCCAAGGGGAGACUCGUCAUCAUUAAACACUCUCUGCCUGCCAUACUCAAAGAACAUUCAUCCAUUUGUGUAGCUAAACCAAGGCCCACUGAUCAAUGUAGUUCUUUUUCAUAAGUGGCCUGGCCACAAAUGAUAACUCAACGACGUGGUUCAUCAUGUGCAAAUUUAUAGCAGCCAAAUACUCUAAACGUAUGUUGAUUCUAAAAACCACGCGACCACAGGGAGAACAUGUGUAGUGGUGACUUAACUCGGAGACGCUAAGAGUUGGAGGCCCUUCUUUUAUUUAACCAAGCACCCUCGGCACAAUACACAGCCUACGCUGGUAGACACUCUUCUGUCGCUCGCUUAUACACAACUGUACGUGGGUUGCGACGAUCUUCAACAACACAACGGGGCUCCCACUACAAACGACAGCCCCGAGCUCUCGCUAAGGGCCCCCUUUUAUGCUCCCGGCAUGGCCUCGCUCCGCCCCGGCCACGUCCCCUCUCUAGAACCUACUAACAGGUUCAUUGGCUUCCCCCACGUGCCCCUUCUGUAAUAUUUACCCCAAAUAUCCCCUCUGGUGUGUCACGUGGCCUGCUGACGUCAGGGCUGCUGUAAGCCGCAGAUCCCCUUCCCCGCCAGCAGCCAGCGCUAUGCUGUUACAAUACUUAUUCUAUGCCACUACACAUGUCAACUUCCAAAUAUACGAUCUCCUGUAUACCAGGCGAGGGAGUAUGUUGGCGAGUGGAUUUACUCUCCAACGUACGGGUCGGCUGAAGUAGUAACUAAUUUGGUCUUGUUUACGGGACAGAUCCGAAUUAUGAAAAAUUAUUUAAAAUAUAUAGAUUUGAUAUGAUUACACGUGAAAAAUAAUAUCUUCUAAACGACCGCCUGCAUUGCGUUGCCAAAUCCGUGCUCUUUCACCAGCAUUUUCCGUCACUCUCCUCAAAACUUGUGGCGAAGUCGGAGAUCGACCCGGUUCGAGGUCUGCCAACAACGCUUUGUGUCCGCCGUUGUUUCUGAUUCCCAAAAUCGGGACAUCAACGCCUGAAAACGGUGCGGAGUUGGGAGCCGUUCCGCUCUUCGAAUAUCUAUGAUAGUCUCUCCGUGUUGAAAUAAUUGAAGAAAAAGAAUCUGAAAAUAAAUUUCAACUGUUAUUGCACGCUGCUGAGGUGUAUAACCGAUGCCUCAUAAACUCCCAGGCUUCUACUUUAUUUCUGCAAAAAAAAAUAGUUUAACACAAAAUACCGCUUUUUCAAAGCAGGAAGUUGCUUAUGGACAACCCUAUAGAAAUGCCACGAAGAUUUGGUUAAAUAAAUCCGUGAUAAUAAGAAUGUUUAACAUUGGGUUCGCAACUGAUUUUGGGAUUUGGUGAUUGCUUACAGAAAUAAAAACGUUAUUCCAAA